UUGUUGGUGGCAAAUACGGAUCAGGUGUAUCGUGUCUUUGGCACUUUAUUAUUCUACGGAAGUGCCUAUUAGUGAUUUCACCCUGACAAGGUUCUCUCUGAUGUGUCGACGCUCACCUAUACUCGCGACGUGGACAAAACAAACUUACAACACGCAACUGCAACUACUGACUGUCGAAGCUCCGUAUUUUCCAAGAAUUUAAUCUAACACUUGACUGUGAAGGAAAGCUCGUCAUAAUGUCAUCGCCAGGAAAACCAGAUUUAAAAGCUGGACAUGCUCCUGCAGUGAAGGUAGGAGGAGUGAGGAUACCUGGGAAGGUCCAUCAUGAUAAGGCUGUUAAGGAACCUGACGUUGAAGAUGAGGAAUACGAGGAAACAACUGGAAAAAGCCCUCCCACUAAUGAUGUGAAAGUACUCAUAUCUGGAGCGCCUUCGCAUGGUAACAAGGAUUUCCCGCCCGAGGCCAUCAAGACGUUCCAUGAGAAACCAGUGCCAACACAUCAGAAGAACGUAGCCAGUAAACCUGUCAAUGUGGUACAACAACCAAGGAAGAACUAGGAAAUCAAACCAAACAAAAUAAGUGCAAAUACGAGACGGGGCUGUGUUGGGAUCCAUGUCAUCAUGAAGUCAGUUGAUGAGAAAUCUUGGUUUAGAGGCAUUUCAGAAAGCAGUUUCCAAAUAAGGUUACUUGUAUGAUGCCUGGAAAAGAAAAGAAGGUUGCAUAAUUAAAGAAAUCAUGCUGAAAUAUCAGACAAAAAGUUCAUCAAAGUUGAAAUACAGAGUUUGAUAGAUAUUUUCGAGAUACCUAAAUAUUUUUGUUUAGUGUGGAACACACAUAUGUUGAAAUCAUUUGAUGGUUUUUAAAUAAAUUAUAAUGUUAGUUUUAUUGUUGGAUAUUCCACAUCUUUUUGAAAGAAUGAAUAAGUAGUACUGGGUAUAGACUAAAAGAAAUUGAGGAUUAUAGAUUUUAAGAUUAAAUUGAUCCUUAUUUUCAAAAUUACUUUUGUUUUCUUUUUAUGUGGAAUGCAAUUCAAAACUUACUAAAGUGCAAUUAAGUUUUUUAUUUCAGGAAUUGUGAAGAAUGUAGCCUUGUAGUGACUUGACUUUGCACAAUUCAAAUUGACAGAUCACAGCAUGCUCUGUCCUGAUGAAGAGAGAUAUCUUAUCCAAAGACCUGUUCAAGAAAACUAACAAUGUUAAGUAGAGACAACUCAUGAAAGUCAUCUGCAAUCGUUUCCUAUUUUCAUGAAUUUUAAUUCAUUGACUUAUUAUUUAACACAUUGUGAUGAUUUUUCCUAAUUCUUUAAUGGCACGAUAACAGGCAACAACAAAACAAAUGAAUAAAUGUAGCCAUUUAGAUUUAGCAGGUGAAAGCAUGAAAUUAAACAAUUCAAGAGAAAAAAUAUAAAGCCAGUUUUCAAAUAUUGAUAACAAUGGAAGUAAAUUUCUUUUAUAGAUGUAAUGAUUUAAACAGAAAUCUAUUAUUUUGAUGUAAUUGUAAGAUGAGAAGCAUCAUCAUAGUCAUUAAAAGGUUUAGUAUGUCAGGCAUUCAGCAAGGGUAUUAUUUCAACUUUGUUUGAAAUUAUCAUGGUAUGUGUGACUUAAUCUAUGACUCUAAAUUUUGAACAGAAUUCUUUGCGAACUCCUGGUUAACAAGAAAAUGAAAGCACCUGCUGCAUAUUGUGAAGUAAAUGCCCUGAGCUAGUUUCUUGAAAGCAUUGCACAUGUAUGGUGGUGGCUUUAUAAUGUUCUUGAACUUAGGCAAACUGGUCCCAUAUGUUCAGUAUAUGUUUUGAUGAUUAUCAGCAUACAAUGCAGAAUGCACAAUAUAUUGUAUAUUAUAUUGCUAAAGUGGUUACCUUAUAUUUCUGUCUAUUUCCAGUUGCUCUACUCUUAAAUUUCUACCAGUAUUACGAUUAUCUUUACCAGGUAAUUUUCUAAUUUCUACCUUGAAUGAAUGGAUUGUAUUAAGCCUACAGCUAUCAUUGCCAAUCACACAAAAGAUAGUACUUGACAUAUACUAGAAAUUAUGGUAAACUUGUUACUUAAUUGAUGAACAAAUAAUUUGAGAUGACUUCAAAUUAAAAAGGGAAAUUAUGUAUGUUUAUUUUAUGAUUUUAUAGAUUUUUUUUAUCUCGAUUGACCAAAUCAUUUAGAUGCUUUUGAAAUUUUAGAAUAAAAGUAAAUAUAUUCAUACGGUACCUUACUGUAUUUUUUUGCUUUUCCCUUUUAAACAAUAGAAAGACUAAAGGUCGUUGCUUUAUUUGUUCCUUAAUCCUUAUUGUUAAGUACUUAAUUUUUGUUAAAGGGCAUCUAGACUGAUCUGGAAAAAAACCUUAAAUUCUUAUAUUUAGAAUGGAACUUUAGACUUGAUUUUAAAUCUUAAAAGAGAUGUUUAAAAAAGGAUAAAGUUCUUUUGAAAAAGAUUUUUUUUUCUUCUGUUAGUAUUAUCCUACUUGAAAUCAUUAAAACUCAUUUUUAUUUCAGCAUUUAAUAAAAAAAUUCUGGGAUUAAA
Messenger RNA from Strongylocentrotus purpuratus (purple sea urchin), 2514 nucleotides. RefSeq names its product death-associated protein 1. Gene Ontology annotation, molecular function: death domain binding. NCBI's taxonomy places the organism in Eukaryota, Metazoa, Echinodermata, Echinoidea, Camarodonta, Strongylocentrotidae. Gene Ontology annotation, biological process: negative regulation of autophagy; cellular response to amino acid starvation; apoptotic signaling pathway. The transcript has 3 exons. Bases 237 to 557 code for a protein of 106 amino acids. The record is from RefSeq and is a predicted model, not a curated record.